AUGGCAUCGUGUGGAUAUUCCACGUUUGUUGGAGGGCCCUGUGGAGCUAGCCCUUCAAAUCCUGCAGAUGCAACGUGUGUAGCACUAGACAAAUGCACAAAAGACGUCAAGUCUCACUUAAACCAAUAUGACUGCUUUGAUUCGUCCUUGAAAACGGAAGCAGAUCUUCUUCUCGCAAGAGCAGGUAACUGAUUUGCACUGUAAAUAAAUAAAGCCUUUCCGAUGAGUUGAUCAAGUUGAUGCACUUUUACCGCUUGUUAUUAUAUGUCAUUCGUUUUAUUUUAUUUUAUUCAUUAAUAUUAAUUUGUUUAUGUGUGGCACCGCAACUCGAAAGACCUCUCAAAGGCAGCAACGUAGUUCCGGAAUUUGACUUACUAACUGUUGAUACUAACAGCAAACACAUUUUGCGAUUACCACAGGAUUGCUACAUGAAUUCACUGCGGCUUCUUUGUACAUUUUGUUUCAGGGAUUUUCGAAGUCGAUGAUAAUCAUAUUAAAAUGUCGAUUUGUCCACGACAUCGAGACGCCUUUGGUAUACGAUGGCGUAGCGGCAAAAGAACAUGUUCCGCUCCAAAAGACUGGGCGGCGCAUAAGAGUAAACAAGUCAAGGGAGAUCGGGGUAUCACCCUACCACAAUGUAAAAGGAUCUUUAGGCUCACUUCAGUGCUUGUUCCAGUUGCGUCUCGUAAGUAAUAAAGAUAAUGCUAAGAAUUGCACAAUCCUCUAGUCCCUGUGAGCUGCGUAUGCAGCCGAAAGAAACCCGGCUAGAUGUUAAGUCUGGUCUGUGGCGUAGGCUGGGGACUGGUACUUAAAAUUUAGAAACAAUUAGCUGCCAUGAACAAAAAGCUUUAUGACCAAAUCCUAACUCGAUGGGGGUCAAAUGCAUGUCUAAAUCAGUGAUUAAAACCACAUUCGCUGUGUUACAGACACCAACCAAAUUUGCAGUGAUUAUGGAGAUUCCACUGCGUUAUUUCACGAAGGCGGAAAUGGAUAUUCCGCAGAUUUUAUCGCUGAAUAAAGAAGAUGGGAAAUGUACUCACGAGUUGUUAUUUUUCUGUUUUAAUUUUAGCCAUUUGUAAAAAAUGUCGGCUGGUGCUUGCAUCAGGGGCACCUUCAUCCCCGUGUGAAACAAAAGAAGAUGUCCCCCCUCCAAUCGCAAAAGAGAAACGAGACGUCUGCACAUCAUUUGCUUCAUCACCGUCCAUUUCAAAAGAGGAUGUUUCUUUCAAAGUCCAACAAGCAAAGGCAAAAGUCCUGUCAGUUGUUGACACUGACGAAACUGACUCGGUAAUAUAUUAUAAUCAUCAGAAUCAGAGACAGGAUUUGGAAUUGAAACAGUUUUCAAAUGGCUCCUUCUUGGGGCCUCAACGAAAAAAACCACAUGCACACAAAGAAACAGAUGGAGGAAGGAGGAUUGUUUUAAAUUAGAUCUGCAAUUUGUUUUGCAGUUCAAAACAUGUAGAAUUAAAUCGAUGACUAAAUUUUUUUUUUAAAAUAAAAGCUACAGUUUUCAUCAUCUUCAUCAUUAUCAUCGGCCCAAUCAUCGUCAUUGUCAUUAUUUUGUAUUACUGUGAUAGUCGCUUAUAGCUUCUUAACUCCUUAUAUCAUUUUAUUAUUCUCUUUCUUAAUUUGGCUUUCUCUUUUCUUCUUUUCUCUUUUAUAUUUCAGGACAAUGAAAGUACCUCUGGUUUAAGUCAAGCCAUGAAAAACCUCGAACUUGUUUCGUUUGACAGUAGCCCUUACGCUACAGAAAGUACCGGCAGCAGCAGCGGUAGUGCGAAUGAUUCAUCAAUCGAAAACCAAACGCUUCGUCGCUUAAAGCUGAAUGAAUUUUUAAGUGUAUGUGGCAGGGAAACUGUGAAUCAACCGAAAAAAAGUUGGGAGCAACUAAGCACGCGAACUAAAAAUGUUCGCGUAUCUAAAGCAAAAGAUGCUGUCGUUGCGUCGUUAGAGGUCAUUUCUCCUGGAAACCCGGCAGCCCUAUGGGAAGCAAUGAAAAGCUCACAGUCUGUAGAAAAAGCCUUGGGCACAGAAAAUCAAUCUCCGUUGGAUAAGAAGUACCUGGAAGCGUUAGCAGAGACCUAUCAGAAUGCAAGUAGUUGGGACACCCGCCGACAGGUGUUGUCAAUAAUGGCUGAUUUGACACCGUACUCUAUUUUGCAGCAAUUUAUUCCUGGCAUCACCGACUACAGAAUCAAAGUAGCUCGCCAACAUUCCAUCGAGCAUGGACGCGGUGUUCCCUUGCCUGCCGCCAAGAGCCCUAGACUCAGGGUAAACGAAAUCCAGCUCGAUCAUUUUUUAAGCUUCAUUACCAGUCCCCACGUGGUCCAAGAUCUACCGUUUGGCCAACGCUACCUGUACCUAUCAAACGGCAAGGUACUCGAAACACCUAAUGUGAUAAGGUCCAUGAUACCACAGCGCAUAAUUGAUCAGUAUAACCAGUUCUGCUUGGAGACGAAUUUUUCUCCGUUCAGCCCGUCCACAAUGUUACGAAUAUUGUCAUCGUGUACCGCUACAGUAAGAAAGUCACUUCAAGGACUAGACUACUUUGCCGCUGAAGGAGCAAAAGCCUUUAACGAUUUGCUAAAAUUAGUUGCAAGGACUGGAGACAGACAGUGGGUCGUUAGAUGCGAGCAAGCUCUGAAAGAGGGAAAACAGUAUUUGAAAACGGACUACAAGGUAGAUAUUUUAGAAUCAUUUAUAAUAUAAACACUGAAAGAGUAAUCACAUAAAAGAAAUAAAUAUGCAAAGGCGAUCAGUUGAACCCUUAAAAAUUAUUGUAGCUAUGCCUACCUUUUAUGCUUAGUUACCCCUUUUAUACUAUGAAAUAAAUUUAAUUGUAUGACCGCAGUAAAAGAUGUGUGAUAAAUCGUGUCUAGUUUUUUGGCCAAUCAUAGGUUGAUGAUUUCUUUUUUAAGAUGUUGAAUUCAAAAUUUACCCAGAAAUUUCAAAAACACAAUGAAGAAAUUCUUCGUUGUAGAUAUAGCUUAUUAUUUUUGUUCUGACUACUUUCUCGCAGGUUCAUAUCACCAGAGCAUCCAGUAUCCCCGACCACUGUAGUGCGUACGCCCUAACUGAUACAAAAGAAGAGUGUCUUCGAGAAAUGUGUGACCACGCCCACGACAAGAGUUGUCCCUUUUGUGAUCGGCUGAAAGACACUUUAAAAGAAAUUGAGUUGAAUUUGAUCGAAGCGAACCUGGAUGAAGAAGACCGGGAUGACGUCAUGUACUCGUUUCAGCAAGCUUAUACAGCGAUAGAAGCUUGGAAGGCUCAUCAACUGAGAUCUAUUCAACAGGAUAAGGCCCGCUUAAACAUCAUAGAUACCCUGGCAGAAAGUUCAGUGUUAAUCACUCAAGACUGGGCGAUGAAAUUCUUGCCCCGAAAGUACCGGGAAACCCAAGCCGACUGGUUUGCUAAGAGAGGAAUCUCUUGGCAUAUCAGUACCGUCGUACGUCGAAAGGGAAACCUGCAACACCAAGCAUUUGUCCACAUUGUGAAGAAUUGUAAUCAAGACAGUGACGCGGUGGUAAGCGUUUUACGCCACACCUUGCAGCAGCUCAAAAUGGACCAUCCUGAAACAACAACUGCCUUUCUCCGCCAGGACAACGCUGGAUGUUAUCACAGUGUAACCAUGUUAGCUGCCUGUGGACUUAUGGAGAAAGCAACGGGAAUUAAAGUAGAAAGAGUUGAUUUUAGCGACCCGCAAGGCGGUAAGGGGCCCUGUGACAGAAAGGCGGCCACAAUUAAAGCUCACGUUUUAAGGUAUCUCAACGAAGGUCACGAUGUGGUCACUGCAGAAGACUUCCGAGAUGCAAUGCUCUCUCAUGGUGGUGUUAGAGGUGUUCGGGUGGCUUUGAUCGACAUGUCCAUCGUGCGUCCAACGUCUCUGCGUGGGAAAUUAGAGGGAGUUAGCACCCUUAACAACUUCCAUCUGGGAGACCGAGAGCUCACAGCGUGGAAAGCAUUUGACGUGGGUAAAGGAAAGAAAAUAUCAUGGACACAACUGGAAGGUCAGACAUCUUAGAAGCUAUAGAUAACUAACUCAUAAUUUGGGCACUAGUUUUGUUAUAACGUAGCGUAGCUGAAUAGACAUCAAUGCGAACUACAAGAGAUAGCUGCAACGCUGUUAAUUUUAAAGUAGGUUGAGAACUGUUGUAAUUUCAGCAUGACCAUUCACUAGGCUUAAAAAGAUAAGUACACAAUACUUUUGAAGUAACGUUUGUUUUAGUGAGAUUGAGCAUCCAUAAUCCGCUUCUGAAGUGUUUUGAUAAAAAAAUUCUGAAGGCCUUUUCUUUUUAAUAUUUUUUUCUUUCGUCAUUUAGUUGAAAUAGGCCCGCUAGAGGAACCAGUUUUCACACAUUGUUCAUUUUCCCAAGGAGACUUUCAAGAUGUAUCUUCAUGUGACAACGCCCAGGCCUCUAAUAAUAGAAAGGAAGAGUCGCCGACAAAAGAGGAAAGUGUUGUUUCCGCUGACCACGAAAGCCCGCUCUUUUAUUGUCCAGUGGAGGGAUGCGUAAGCACCUUUCAGCGCCACUAUAAUCUUGAGCGCCACUUGCAUUAUGAAAAAAUGCCAGUUUCUCGAGGAGAAACACAGCCUCUUAGACAAGGCGAAGAUGAUGUACUUCGAAAAACUCGAAGAAGGUGCCAGUGCACAGCCUUUUGUAGCGGGCUCAGUUGUGGUAGAAAAGAGGGCGGGGCAUCUGCUAUCACCGGGUUGGGCCCUACGUUCAACUAA
Porites lobata is the source of this 4735-nucleotide messenger RNA. NCBI's taxonomy places the organism in Eukaryota, Metazoa, Cnidaria, Anthozoa, Scleractinia, Poritidae. The record is from the annotation of a GenBank genome assembly.